Candoia aspera is the source of this 1556-nucleotide messenger RNA. RefSeq names its product glyoxalase I (gene GLO1). NCBI's taxonomy places the organism in Eukaryota, Metazoa, Chordata, Lepidosauria, Squamata, Candoiidae. The transcript has 6 exons. The record is from RefSeq and is a predicted model, not a curated record. Bases 80 to 631 code for a protein of 183 amino acids. Gene Ontology annotation, molecular function: lactoylglutathione lyase activity; metal ion binding.
UUUCUCGUCGCCCCAAUAAUACGCAGCAGGGAGGGGCGGGACGCAAUUUGGUGCGGCUGUUCGGCUCGGUGGUUGCGGCAUGUCGGAGGAAGGCGAAUCGAGCGGUCUGACCGAUGAAGAAGCUUGUAGCGCCUGUUCCGACCCUCAUCCCAGCACAAAGGACUUUCUUAUGCAACAGACAAUGCUAAGAGUAAAAGAUCCUAAAAUAUCUCUGGAUUUUUAUACUAGAAUUCUUGGAAUGACUUUACUUCAAAAAUUUGACUUUCCUUCUAUGAAGUUCUCUCUCUACUUUUUGGCCUACGAAGAUAAAAAUGAUAUCCCAAAAGAUGGUAAGGAGAGGACAGCAUGGAUCUUUUCUCGGAAGGCCACAGUAGAACUGACACACAACUGGGGCACUGAAAAUGAUGACAAUCAGGCUUACCACAAUGGCAAUUCAGACCCCAGGGGAUUUGGUCACAUUGGAAUUGCUGUUCCUGAUGUAAAUGAAGCUUGUAAAAGAUUUGAAGAACUGGGAGUGAAAUUUGUGAAAAAACCAGAUGAUGGUAAAAUGAAAGGUCUGGCUUUUAUUCAGGAUCCUGAUGGCUACUGGAUUGAAAUCCUGAACCCUAAUCACAUGGUGACUUUAAUUUAGGUUAGAAACAAUAAUGGACUGUGAGCUUUCAUCAAGAGAUUGUUUUAUCAUGUGAGACUUCUUUAAGGGAAAACAGUUUAUGUAAUCAGGAAAAAAAAGAGUAUAACAAGCUGAUCUGCAUUCUGUUUCUCCUGUCCCCACUUACUUUAUCAAUUUGGUUGUUAACUUGAAUAUUUUAGCAUAAUACAGUAGAAGAAUCAUUCAGACUAUUUUCUAUACUACAAUUUGAAGGUUUGGGGGUAAGCAGCAGUGAACUGCAGUGAACUGAUUUUCUUAGCCUCCUUUCUCUUUUCCCUGCUUUGUGUGCAAGGGGAGAUGGGAAGCUUAAUUUUUGCUUUGUGGCAAGCAACUUCCCAUUCAAUUUGAAGGCAGAAUAUACUAAUAUAUAUAUAUAUAUAUUUGUGCAUGUAAACCUGAGGUUUGCUGUGGAUCAUUCUCAAAACCAGGUUGGUGAUGUGUUGCUAAAACCUCUAUCAUAGUUUGAGUUUCCAUACCUACAACAGGAAAACCAAGGGUUUCAGCUUUUGGGGUUUUAGAAAUUUACUUCUGUCUCCACUAAGCAGUGAUCUCUUAGGGUAGAACAACCUUCAUAACUUUUAUUUUAAUGGUGAACCACAAUUAGUGCAAAUCAUGUCUAAGUGAAUAGGCUCAACUUUAAAAAGAAGAAAUAUUGUUUUGCCAUGGUGCCUGAAUGCAAUCAUAUGUUCUGAAUUUUUUCUUCUGGAGAAAAAUUUAUCAUAGACCCCUUUUUAUGGUUUGUGAAUUCUGUAGUGCAAUACAAAUUGAGUCUUGCUCCUAGUUUAAAUAAAGUUACUGUAUUUGCAUCAUUUUAAAGUGCUGACAAAAGACCAAUAUGGCAAUUCAAAUCUUUUUUUUCCUGGAAGAAGAUGGAAAAUAUUAAAUAUUUGUAUGCUGGACAAAAAUA